Molecule: messenger RNA, 3535 nt
Organism: Paramecium sonneborni
Lineage: Eukaryota; Ciliophora; Oligohymenophorea; Peniculida; Parameciidae
Source: the annotation of a GenBank genome assembly
AUGCUUAAAUUUCUAUUCAUAUCAAAGCCAUCGUUAAAGUUAUUUCAAAGGAGUAUAGUAUGCUUCUCAUAACAAUCGACUUUAAGAGAAUAGGAUUAUAUGUCUGAUGGAGAAACUGAUAUAGAGUCUAAAAACUUACUUAGUAAAUUUGAGGUUUUUUAACAUUUUGCAAAUGCAUAAACAAUUGAAGAUGUCAUUAAGGCUUACAAAGAGAACAAUUUAACAUACGAAUAGAUUCAUUUUGCAGCAUUUUAACUAAUGAAUAUUAUCAAUUACAAAUAAUUCUCUUCAGAUUCCUAGUUAGACUAAUUUAUCUAAGAGAAAAUUAUUCCAUAUUUUGAUAAAUUGAGUUGCGAACAAAGCGUUACAAUUGUAUAAUUAUUUUUAAAACUGUAAAAUAAAUCCUAUAGCAUUUAAAUAAAGAGGCACCUAGAUUAAAAUUUAAAAAACUUUACAUAUUUAUAAUUGCCAUAUGUUUUUUCAUUUUACUCAAAAUAAGGAUGGAAAAUUGCUUAUAUUGGUAAAUUAUUGAAAUAUCAAUUAUAAACCUAAACUUUUACUGCUCACUCAUUAUGUUAAAUUAUAAGAGGAUGUUAUCUUGAACAUAGUAAUCUUAAAUAGAACUAUCAUUCAGAUUUGGCUUUUUAAGCAAGUCAAUAGUUAAUUACUCUAAUUGAAAAUAUCAAUUUUCAUGGCUUAGUUGCUGUUUUCAACUAACUAGCUAGAAUGCAAUUAGAUAAAAAUACUUCUUAUAAAAGAAUUCCAGAAAUACUUCAUAAACUUUCCCAAAGGUUUAUCUAAAAUUUUGAUAAAAUCUCGUAAUAUUCUAAAUUGAAACUUUUAGAAGCAUAUUCUGAGCUACCUGAAUCAUUCCCAAAUGAUCUUUAUUUAAAAUUAUGUCAAUCAUUUGAAUCUGAUAAUUUAACUAUUUCUAAUUAAUUGAAGUUAUACAUUUUUUUAAAAAUUUAAAAAUAGAAAAAUUAACCAAAGGCUGAAAAUCUAUAAAAACUAUUAAAUAAGAUAAAUUUUGAAGAAAUUCUGGAUUCAGGUUUAUUAAUCAAAUUUCUUGAUAUCGAGUUCGGUGAAUAAAACUAAAAUAUUAUUAGAGUUUGCAUAAAAUACUUAAAAAAGAAUUAUUAUUAUCUAAGUGUUAAGUAAAAAACAGAUUUUAUAAAAGUUACCAUAAAAUAAAAUCAAUUAGAUGAGAUUUUAGAUCUAAAUAAAAUUAAUGAUAAUUUCUAAUUAAAAAUUAUUGAAUAAAUACAUAAUCUUCAGAAAUAGCUUGAUAGUUUCAAAUCUAUUCAAGUAUAAAACAAUAUCAAAGCAUGCAUUGAUUCUUUUUUGAAUAAAGCAUAAAAUUUAGAUUAUAAUAAAAAAUUAAAAAUAUCUUCUUACAUAAUUACUUUAGAUUCAUAUGAUAAUGAUCCGUUCUAUAAAUUUAUUGAUUAACAUAUCAAACUGGAAUCUUUACCAGAGUCUUAUUUUUUAGAUUUUUUACUUAGGUUAAAUAGCAAACAUCAUUACAAUUAAAAUAUAAGAAAAAAAAGUGAGGAAAUGAUUCCAUCAUUUGAUUAAUUAUAAGGAAUUUUAAACAAAUUAAACGAAAUAGAAUUUUUGAAUGAUAAAUUAGUGAAAUCUAUAGCAAAAUGGUUCUUAACUCUUAUUGAUAGAAGUAUUAGAGAUCAAUCUUUUAAUAUAAACUCUUCAUUAAAUCUGUUGUUUACAUUCAUUCUUAAUUGCCCUAAAAAUUCACUGUUUAACAUGAGAGGGACUAUCUUUUAAACAAUUAGAGAAUUAAUUGAAGUAUUAACCAAACAAGUAAAUUAGUCUCAAAUGAAAAUUAAUAUUAAGAUAGGAUUACUCUUAAAAUUUAAUGAAUAAUAUAAUAAAUUAGAUUUAAGGACAAAUUUAAUCGUUAAUAUUUGCUAAAAACUUUGCAAUUAAAUUGAUAAUUUUGAAGAUUUUGAGAAAUUGUAAUUAGCUGUUCUUAUUACUGAAAAUAAUAUUUAUUCAUUCCAGAAUUUAACAGAUAUCAAUAAUUUUUUAAAUUUGGCAGUUAAAGUUGAAUUAGAAUCAUAUGAGGUUAUUUUGAUGAAAACAAAAGUAUAUUUUUAUUUAAUGAAAAACUAAUCAAAAUUACAUUGGACACCAGAUGAAGAAUCAUUUAAAUUAAUGAUAGAUUAAUUAAAAUAAGAAAUUAUAAAAUUUAAUUUAAAUCAGACAAAAACAUCAUAUUUGGAUGGUUUAAUGACUUUAUUGGAAUAUGAUGGCUGGAGAUUCAAUAAUCUAAAAUAUGAAGAUGAUGGAUUAAAAGAUUUUAUCUAAAUAUAUUUUAAUAAUAUCGACCAUUUGUUGACAAUUAAUAAUAUGAGGGCUGGUUUAAAAAGUAUUCUAAAAACUAUUGGAUAGUUUGAUUCGAAAUAUUAAUUCAUCAGAAAUUAUGAUAAACUAUUUAAGAAAAUGUUAUAAAAGUGUCAUGAUUUAAAAUCUUAUGAAUUACCUUAGAUUUCUGUUUGUUUAGACUAUAUUGAUUUUGCAAGGAAAAUUAAAGUAAAUGAUGAAACUAUUCUUGUUUUAGUUGAUUAAAUCAGAAAGCAAAUAGAAAAUUUAAAACAAAUUUAAAUGGUUGAAAUCUUAUAAAAUUUGUCAGAUUAAAAAAUAUACUCUUAAUCAUUAUUUGAUGCUGUGAAUAAAUAGAUUUAAAAAAAAAUAUUAUUUUAUAGUAGUUUUGAAUUGAUAGAUAUACUAAACUCUUUGGCAAAACUUGGUUAUUACAAUGAAUCAUUAAUUUUGAAUAUUUUAGAUAAAUUAUAAAAUGAAUAAAGAUUUUAAGUAAAUUCUACAACAUUUGUAUAAACUUUAUGGAGUGUUCUAAUUAGUUUAUAAUAUUUGAAAAAAAGCUUAAAUAAAUGUUAUUAUCAUAGAUAUGAAAGAUUGAUUACAAAUCUUAUGCAGGAGUAUGUUAUUUAAUAAUAAUGUUACAUAGAUUUUAAAAGUUUCCGAAUGUAUAUUUAAGCUCUAAAAUGCCAGUUGUCUUUCGCUAAUUUAUGGACAUAUAUAAUCUAUUAGAAUUUAGUUUACAUUUAGAUUUAUGUAAGAAUGUUAGAUAUAUUUUUUUAAGAAUUCAAUUAAAAGCAAUAAAUGCUAGGAAAACAAAUAAUUGAGAGUGGAAAAAAUUUAAUUCAUACAAAAUUUAUUCCAAAUUAAAAAUUAUCUUAGUCAUUCAAAAACUUAAUGCAAUUUCUUGAUAAAUCUUAGAUUGAAUAUAAAGUAAAUUAUUUCCUUGACAAUUAAUAAGUUGAUUUCUAUAUUUAAAUGAGAAAUCAAAUAAUAUCAGUAGAUAAUUCAUUAUAUGUUACUUUUGAUAAGGUACAUAAUUGUCUUUAUCAAGAAAAAUUACACUGGUUUUCAUUAUUUUAAUAAAUGGAUUCUUGAAGGGGUGGCUAAAAAAUAUGAAUUAAAAGAAAUUCGAGUUAAUGCUUAUGAAUGGAAUCAGAUGACUGAUGAUCAAAGAAGAAAGGUUUUGUUAAUGUGA